This is a messenger RNA of Scleropages formosus (Asian bonytongue), 3105 nucleotides long. Its product is annotated as protein SCAI. NCBI's taxonomy places the organism in Eukaryota, Metazoa, Chordata, Actinopteri, Osteoglossiformes, Osteoglossidae. The coding region runs from base 944 to 2650 and encodes 568 amino acids. The record is from RefSeq and is a predicted model, not a curated record. Gene Ontology annotation, molecular function: transcription corepressor activity. Gene Ontology annotation, biological process: DNA-templated transcription. The transcript has 17 exons.
UCACUGGUUACAUCCUGUAAAAUUCUUGACUAUAUCUAUUAUAAACACUUUCUAAUUUUGUUUUACUUUAAGAUUCCUUAAAACAGUAACUAAUUUAAAAUUGGCAAUUUCAAGUUCAAUGCCGGUUUAUUUACUGAUUCAACCCCUAAAUAGGGUGCAGUUUGUCUUAUAACUGGCACUCAGGAGCACCCGACAUGAACUGGAAAUAGGCAAAUGGAGAAAAUGAAACUAAAAUAAACAAACCUGGAAAUGUUCAUAUGUUUGAAAAUUCAUAACUUGAUGGUAAUAAAAGGAGCUAGUGUAUUAUAGGGGAGCCCUUCUUUUUAAGUACCUUGCUUACGGGGCUUUGGAGUAGCGAUCACCAGAGUAAGUGUGUGUCCUUCACCACUGUGCUGUCUCAGAAAAGGAGCAUUUUGAGUGUUCUCACCUGCAGUGCCGCAAGGACAUGUUUGUUUACUGUUUUCAUGAGCGCAUCCCCCAGGGAACAGCCCACAGUCGAUGGCAAUCGGUGACACUUAUGACUGUUUUGUGGACUGUGUUCCUAUUGACAAAAGUGAUGACUAAACAGUUAUCUUUAGUGAGCUUCAGCAUCGCCCCAGUCUCUGGGCAAAGCGUUGACUUCGUUUCAGUGAAACUGCUUUCCGUGGCACGUGUUCGUUCGACGCAGACAAGUACAAAGAUGGAGAAGAUAAGGAUUCUGUGCUUAUGACACUCGUGCCUUCAGAGAAGAAUGAAUUUCUGCUGUCUUCCAUUCUUGACCAUGAUGCUUCAUAUUGAUUUUUUCCCCUGAUCCUUUGGGUGUUUGGGCUUCACAGGGUACAGUACAGGAUGAGGGGUGCUCCUGGAGACCACAUUCCUGAAAGAUCUCUCUGGACCAUUCAUCCAAUAGAGAACGUGGUUCUGUGUGAACACUGUCAGGUACGAGCAGAGAGCACCUGGGGCCAUGACCGGGGUGGGGACCGAGGAUGACAUCCCACUGGGUGAGAGGAAGACUGUCACAGACUUCUGCUACCUGCUGGACAAGUCCAAGCAGCUCUUCAACGGCCUGAGAGACCUGCCCCAGUAUGGACACAAGCAGUGGCAGUCGUACUUCGGCCGCACCUUCGACGUCUACACCAAGCUGUGGAAGUUCCAACAGCAGCACAGACAGGUGCUGGACAACCGGUACGGCCUGAAGAGAUGGCAGAUUGGGGAGGUGGCCUCCAAGAUUGGCCAGCUCUACUACCAUUACUACCUCCGCACCUCUGAGACCAGUUACCUGAACGAGGCUUUCUCUUUCUACUCGGCCAUUCGUCAGAGAAGCUAUUACUACCAGGUCAAUAAGGAGGACAGACCAGAGCUGGUGGUGAAGAAGCUGCGCUACUACGCCCGCUAUAUUGUCGUCUGUCUGCUACUGAACAAGAUGGAUCUGGUCAAGGUGCUGGUCAAGGAGCUCUCAGAAGAGAUCGAAGACUAUACCCAACGCUUCAACACAGAGGACCAACUGGAGUGGAACCUUGUCCUGCAGGAGGUGGCAGCUUUCAUUGAGGCCGACCCAGUGAUGGUGCUGAACGAUGACAAUGCCGUGGUGAUCACCUCGAACCGGCUGUCUGAGGGGGGUGUGCCUCAGCUGGAGCAGGGCAUGGUGGUGGGGCAGCUCACACUUGCGGACGCCCUCAUCAUCGGCAACUGCAACAACCAGGUCAAGUUCAGUGAGCUGACCAUCGACAUGUUCCGCAUGCUGCAGGCUUUGGAACGGGAGCCAGUCAACUUGGCCACACAGAUGAAUAAGCCGGGGACACUGCAGCAGGAGCCCAGCGAGAAGCCUGCCAAGAGGGAGAAUCCACACAAGUACCUUCUGUACAAGCCCACAUUCAGCCAACUGUAUACCUUCCUGUCUGCUUCCUUCAAGGAGCUGCCAGCGAAUAGCGUGCUGCUGGUUUACCUCUCGGCCACUGGGGUCUUCCCAACUGGACACUCUGAUUAUGAAGGUCCUUAUGACUUUGGAGGUGUGCUGACCAACAGCAACCGUGAUGUGGUGAACGGAGAAACGGUGCAGAAGAGGAACCAGGCGCAGAAAGAGAUGCACUGUCUUCACCCUGGGGACCUGUUCCCCUUCACCAGGAAACCCCUGUUCAUCAUUGUGGAUUCCUCCAACAGCACAGCCUACAAGAAUUUCUCGAACCUCUUUGGACAGCCGGUGGUGUGUCUUCUCUCUCCCACAGUGUAUCCCAAGAGCAUGCAAGACCAGUCGCAGCGUGGCAGCCUGUUCACACUCUUCUUGUACAGCCCACUGAUGGCCUUCUUGUACGUGUGUGGCCUGAGCAGCUUGCGGCAGGGCAUGUGGGAGAAAGGCCAGGAGCUCCUGCGCAAGGCAUAUCGCGACAUCGGCCAGAUGCUCACCCGCUCACGUGCCAUAGACCAGGCCUUCCUGCAGUUCUAUGGGGAUGAGUUCCUGAGGCUGUUGCUCAUCCGUUUCGUGUUCUGCUCAGCCACGCUCAGGAUGCACAAGCUCUUCCGGCAGGAGUCACGGAGCUUUCCGGAGUCGUACCCACAGCUGCCUAAGCAGGACACAGUGGAGAGCAACCUGCUGCAGAAGCACAUUCUGGAGCUGGCAGCCAUGUUGGAUGUGCAGGGCCUCUUCUAUGACGGCACGCUGGACAGCUACUGAGCACUGGUGCUGAGAUGCACUCGCAUGGGCGCGCGCGCACACACACACACACACACACACACACACACACACACAAAAUGCUGCUCUGCUAAAUGUGCGUGCAGAUACAGACACAUGGGCAAUCAGACAAAAACAGAGCAGUUCAACAAAAACCAGUUAACACCCUUACAAUCAUCAAGCACUUUUUUAAAAAAACAGCAAAAAUACAGAGACAACACUGCCUGAAGAUGAUUGCAAAAGUUUCCUCCUGACAUUCGGAUAUGUAUGAAUUUAGGAUUUCAUGUGUGCUAUUUGUUGGUCAAAGUGGCUCCGCCCCUUCCUCCAUCCCCCUACUGUGAUUGGUUGAGUCAUGGUUUACCGAUUGAGCAGGUAAACUGAAUUUGUUGUGUGUGUUCCACUUGGCUGUUUUUACAAGCGCACACACUUGUAGCUGGUCUUUUUUGUUGUUGGGUUUA